Sceloporus undulatus (fence lizard) is the source of this 2616-nucleotide messenger RNA. RefSeq names its product OX-2 membrane glycoprotein-like. The record is from RefSeq and is a predicted model, not a curated record. The coding region runs from base 689 to 1450 and encodes 253 amino acids. The transcript has 6 exons. NCBI's taxonomy places the organism in Eukaryota, Metazoa, Chordata, Lepidosauria, Squamata, Phrynosomatidae. Gene Ontology annotation, molecular function: cell-cell adhesion mediator activity.
GCUCUAAUAUCCCUGAUCUUCUGUUCUUCAGAAAUAACUCAGCUCCAUAGAAAGUACUGCUUACUCUGUUUAUAAUAUCCUCUAGCGUUUGUUCAAAAUUAUACCAGUUUUAAUAGCACAGAGCAACAGAAGGGCAACACUGGUAUUUUAUUUUAUUGGAUGUAUUUAUCCUUGUACACAUGCAAUCUUAUUUGGUGCCCAAAUGAUAAUAUGCAUUGUUUUGUUUUUAUAUAGGUACCCUUUCUUUUCUUAGCAGCCUUACAUCCCUUUGGACAGAAUGCAAGAUUUAAAUGUGACAUUGGGAACACGACAAAAGAGGAGGGGAUACAUCAAAUCACUGCUUCAGAUUCCACAGGCUUUUUUAGUUACUGCUUCGUAAUGUUUGUUUGGCCUUAAUGGCAUGUAUAUAAAAUAAUGCAUCUGUUCUUAUGUUCUGUUUUGCAUAGUUUGAUUUCUCUUUGUAUAUAAAAUUGUAGGAUUGAUUUAUACUUCACUUGCCUAAACUAAAAUACUAAAUCUGUACUAUUCCUGUACCAGGAAUCACAAUUCAAUGGGAGGAGCUCUACAAGACUGUAGGAAGGGCAGAUGUUGACUGUUAUUUCUCUGUCCAACCUAUGGCUUCUUCUAAGCUUUUAGGUGGAAGCAGCAGCUGUACUCAGAUGCACUCUUCCUUCCACACUAUAGUAACAUGCAUCCCAAGGUGAAUGAAGGUAAUUGUUCCUUUUGGACUUUCCAGAACUUGACUAUAUGUAUCAUACUUAUAGAGCUCUGUAGGGUACAAGGUGAAAUAAUUACAAAAAACAAAGAUGUGGAAGUUGGUGGCAGAGUUACUUUGAGAUGUACAUUAUCAAAGCUGUAUGACACUAUUCAAGUUACAUGGCAGAAAGAAAUGAAUGGAAGUGUUGUAAAUAUGGCAACAUAUCAAAAUGGAAAAGGUCCAAAUAUCCUCCCACCAUACAAUCAUCAAAUCAAUUUCACAGUUUUAGGAGUCAAUGAUACUGCGAUCACCUUUUGGAAUGCUAGUAUCCAAGAUGAUGGGUGCUACCGAUGCAUAUUUAAUACAUUUCCUUUAGGAUCUGUCACAGGAAAGCCGUGUCUUUCUGUUUACACCCACCUCAGCAUCUUUAUAUACUACAAAACCUCUGAUAGACAUACAAAUGCUACCUGCUUUGCAUCCGGCUUCCCACGCCCUUCUAUCUCAUGGCUUCCACCAGGACACAAAAUGAAUGAAAACCUGAUCACAAAUCCCAAUGGCACUGUAUCUGUUAUGCGCAGCAUCUUUGCAAAUACCUCAGGAAACCAUGCUGGACAAGAGCUGAUCUGCAGAGUUAAACACAGAAGAAAAGAGGUGGACCUCAAACUGGCAUUAUUAGGCAGAGGCCACAAUCAUCAGGAUUAUUUGGUUCUAAUUCUACUGGCCCUAAUGCCUAUGAUCAUUCUUAUGAAUUAGGUACAUUAUUGAGGCAAGACAGGAAAUAAACACAGUGGUUUCAAAGGGAUUCUUCAGUCAACCCCCAACACUUAAUUCCAUAGAAAUGAAAAACAAAAGCCUCAGUAGAUCUUGCCAAACUAGACUGAACAGAGUGGUGUUGCAACUGCACUUUAAGACUGAAAAAUAAUAAUCCACCAAUAAAUUUGGUAACAGAGGUGAAAGUGACACAGAAAACACUGGACUGAAAUGAUCUGGCAAUGAUAUUACCUUGAUCCUCUGUAAAAGCUGAGCAAAUGAAACAUAUCAAUUUCAGAUAUUCAUGGCAAAGGGAGAAAUAGGUCAUGGAGAUAGACGUUUUACUGAAUCUUACAUUUUCUAUGAGAAUUAAUUCCUGAAAUGAUUCUAUUGCUGUGAUAAACAGCUAUUCCUUGUGCCUCCAUUCAGUGGUUUUUAUUCUCCUGCCUUUUCAGAUGAUAAACCAUAUUACUUAACCUACUUUAAAAUGAGGUAGAUCAUCCCUACUAAGGGGCCAUUCACGCUUACUUUUUUGAACGAAGAGAUUUGCAUCUCUGCACUGAUUCAGAACCAAUUCAGAAUCGGUUCAGUGUUCCUAUUACAUUUACUGUGCUCAAACCUCUCUGUGCCAUUUUAACCCUGUUGUCAUUCACAUUUGCCACUGUAUCAAUUUAAAAUGGAGAUGCCUCCAUCUCCAGGAGCAAUGCAGCAUGACCUGAAUCGAUUCAGUAGCGAGUUCACACUACCAAAGCAAAUCAUAGUGGCUCUUAAAAACAAACUGCUAAGGGAUCUGAUGCCAAAUGCACGGCUUAAGUGGGCUUUUUGCUCCCCCAUCCCCCCCGCAAACUGCACCGAUUGCACUUAUUUCACAGAAAUAAACUGAUUCCACACUGAUAUAUUUCCAUAGUGUGAAUGGCCCCUGUUUCAGGGUCUUCCUGUAAAUGCUGCUGUGGGGCCUCUUUGGCUUUCUGUUUCAAGCCCUAUCCUCAAGAUAUCCUUGCCUUCAUUAUAACCUCCUUUGUGGCUGCUUCUGCUAUAAAAGAAAAAAACACAGCAAUCUUUGUACUGAGUAUGGAAACACUUGCUGCAUUUUAUUUAAAGGAAACCAGCUAAUUGCUGUAGCUGACUAUAUUUUCUGAGUUUUUAAAAAUGGUUUUUGUAUUAUAUUA